AUGAUCGCUGUGAUCCAGUCUGGUUACGCGAGCCUUGAACCCGCGCCUCGGCGGAGCCACCAGGGUGGCGGCGACUUCACAAGCUGCCCAUAUAUGCCUCGUGAGAACUUUAUUUGGUCACAUGGAAAACAGAACGAGGGAUCUAUGGCUCUGCAUACUAAAGUAUGCCUACUUGUUAUGGGGCCUUUGAUGUCGGCUGUGGGCGCCGGGCGCCGGGCGGCGGGCGGCGCGGCGCGGCGCGGCGGUACACUUUUGUUAUCAUACUUCUGGCAAAGCCGCCAACUUCUUUUA
Messenger RNA from Brenthis ino (lesser marbled fritillary), 291 nucleotides. The record is from the annotation of a GenBank genome assembly. NCBI's taxonomy places the organism in Eukaryota, Metazoa, Arthropoda, Insecta, Lepidoptera, Nymphalidae.